UUUCGUUCACCCUGUUUGUAUACAAAACAAACUGUUGUCAAAUAGAAAUUUCCUAUUUUAAAUUUAAAUGCCCAGUAUAAAAAUAUACUUAUUUAAAAAUCCUGGCAUGGUAUAUAAAUACUAUCUAAUAGCCAGGUUUAGAAAAUAAUCAACAUUCUAACCUAAUUCAAUUUCCUUUAAAAAUACUUGUCGAUAAUGCCAGCCAAAGUGAAGGUAAAAAUUAUUGCCGGGAAGAAUUUGCCAGUUAUGGACCGUUCCAGCGACACUACUGAUGCAUAUGUCGAAUUAAAGUUAGGCGGAACGACGUAUAAAACUGAAGUGUGCAGAAAAUCUCUAAAUCCGCAAUGGAAUUCCGACUGGUAUCGGUUCGAGAUGGACGACUCGGAGUUACAGGAUGAGCCCUUGCAAAUACGGCUAAUGGACCACGAUACAUAUUCGGCGAACGACGCUAUAGGAAAGGUUUAUGUAGACUUAAACCCCCUACUUUUACCGUCCAUUCCGGUUAUGCCAAAAUGCAGAUGGAGCGGCGACCCUAGCAGUAAUGGGGAGCAUAGUACGAACUCGUUGUUGUCUGGUUGGUUUCCCGUGUAUGAUACCAUGCACGGGAUUCGGGGGGAAGUCAAUGUAAUGGUGAAAGUGGAGCUUUUCUCGGAUUUUAACAAGUUCAGGCAAUCUUCGUGUGGUGUCCAAUUUUUUUGCUCUCCCUCUGUACCACAUGGGUAUGCCAUACAGAUGUACCACGGGUUUGUAGAAGAAUUAAUAGUAAAUGACGAUCCCGAAUAUCAAUGGAUAGAUAAAAUUCGCACUCCGAGAGCUUCGAACGAGGCGAGGCAAACUUUGUUUUUUAAGCUCGCUGGGGAGUUAAGGCGCAGAAUCGGAGUGAAAGCUUUAGAGCUUGGAGGAAAUGCCGUUAUAGGUUAUAGCCAAUGUUUUGAUCUGGAGGGGGAGUUGGGUGUCGUUGUACGUGGUAUAGGUACUUCGGUGACUUUGACCAAAUUGAGGGAUGUGCCGCCUUUGACUAUUUUAGAAAGCAAUAAUGAAGAGCACGCCUUAGAUAAUUUGCAAUUCCUUCGCUGCGAUAAAGGCUUUCAUUUAGAUCGUAGUUACCCUAAUAAUAUUAUUAAUAAUAAUAGUGUGUUGUCUCCGAAUUCAUUUUAUUCAUCCCAAGCGAGCGAGUUAACUUACCCCGGAAUUAAACAAAAAAAGACACUCUCACGCCAUCUAUCAUAUAACGAAUUCACUACAAUGAAGUCUACCCUCUCGCUUAACCAAAAUGUUUUCGGCACAACUAAAGACCACUCAUCUUCCCUGCAAACAUUAUUGCGGCAAGAGGACUUACGAGGAGUGCCCGCCAAAAGUAUUGCCCAAACGUUCAAAAAUUUUAAAUAUUCUUCCCAAAAUCUCUUAUCGAAAAAAAUGACCGCUUUAAAAGCGAAGCUUUCCGAUUCGGAAAUGCAAGAGGAAGAUCAUGAUGGUGAGCAUCGACCAGGAGCUAGAAAAAAGCGCACUCUAUUUCACUCACAAAGCAGUAAUGAUUCGAACCCUUUGGCCGAAUUGCUUGUCCAUUCAAUAAUGCACAGCAGUUUAGAACGCAUUGGAAACGAGGGCGACAGCUGGUGCGAACCAGAAAAUUUAGAUCAAAUCUCCAAUGAUUCUUCUACAACUUCAUCCAGCUCAGAUGAAGAUGAAACUGCAUCCAGCAAUGUUAACUAUGACACUGUAAGCAACAUCAUAAAAAAUUUAAAUACUGUACCUGAUGUUGAGAAACUUGCACCUUUAGCAACAGGUGAAAGUUUUGAUAUUGACGAGCACAGUUCUUGCCACUUUACUAUUGGCACUGAGGGGAAUGAUUCCGAAAGUGGCGAUAGUAGUCUCAAAAGCGAAUUUUUUAUGAAAGAGUCUAUUAUUCCUUCAGUACAUAUGACUGAUGACGCAAUUGAACGUCAAAGUUUGACCGAAACGGCAAUGAAAGUAAUGCUUCUCGACAAAGUUCAAUUAAUGGGCACAUACACUCCUCCAUCUUCUCCAAAGUGUGCAACUAAAAAAAUAAAAUUUAUGCCGGACUUGAGUGAUAGUAAUUCAUCAUCACAUAUUCCUUCCGUUCACCUAUUUAAACGGCCUGUCAAUGCAGAACUUGACAAAGGCAGUAAUAAUAUGCAUGCAAGCUUAGCCCAUUCUCCUAGGACUAUCAUUUCACCUGGAACAGAGUUAAGUAAAUGCGACUCCGGACAUCACCGAACCGAGUCCGUCAGCGGAAAGAUAUCCCAAUCUCCUGGAAAAUUCCAAUCCAUUCCGUUUAUGAAUCGUCGCUCUUCGGAUUCCGACUUAAGCAUCACUCCAAAGGGAUUCUUUAGGAAACGGAAUAGUCUAACAGGAAGUGAUAAAUCCUCUGGAUUGCAUAACGCGUAUAUCUCAAGAAUUGCACCGAUGGUCCAUACAAGUAUUCCCCAGAACAAUUUUGAUAUGUUAGAGUACCCCUUCAUGACAAUAUAUAAAUUCCCCCCAGGAUUUGUGAUGUAUUUGGGUGGCGUCGUGAGCGCACGAUCUGUCAAGCUUUUGGAACGCAUUACGAAUCUCGAGGAACCAGAAUCUCGCGAUACUUGGUGGACAGAGUUACGAAUGGAAAUAAGGUCGCACAUGAGAUCUUUGCAUUGCAAUGCAGUUCUUGCAUAUUCUGAAACAUCAAGCAUAAGUGAUGACGUAUGCGUGCUUAGCGCCAGCGGGACCGCGGCGGUCAUACGAUUUUAUAGUCCGGAGGAAAUGGCGGAGGGUUUAAGCAGUUUACCGGGUGGUUCGCGACACACUUCCGGCAAUAAAGAUGUUAUGGCAUCGUCGUUGGAACGCAACGAUUUUGAAAGGGAACGAAUACAUCAAAAACAAGAUCUCGGAUUUAAUUCGAAGCCACUUCCCGAAAGCCCCGAAAAUGAAACUGUUCCAAACCAUACGAGUAUUAACACAAUAUCUCCUUGUUCAAUAUGCCAUUUACCUUACAUUAAUAACUCCGUGCCAUUACGUACAAUUUCGUCCAAAUGCGCCUUUUGUAGAUUUGGUAAAGUUCCAGAUGUCUUAAUGGCCACGAUUGAAAUUCCAGAAUCUGUGCCAUCAGUUGGUCGUGGUUGUUUUGUUCAGGCCUACGUUUGCAGACCGUUGAAAGAUUUACGUAGCGAAUUAAAUGCCAAAGAUAUUUCGGAUGGUUUACCUUUCCUCGAAUAUGAGCUACACCGUAUUUUGGUGAAUAAAAUACGAAUUAAGGGAAUGAAUGCUGUGUUCGGGCUCAGAAUUAGAAUUUCGGUCGGUACCAAGAUGUUGGUCGGCAUCGCGACUGGCACUGCAAUGUUUUUGUUGCCAUUACCUUCACCUCCUUUACCAAAACUUGUUUCCAUAGGAUCUAUAGAUGAAAAACAAUUGACUAAGAUGCAGCAACACUUGUAUGACACCAUUCAAGCGAACAAGGAGAUAUACCAUUUGAAAACUAAUGAACACUUGUUAAACUCUCGUUUGUCUCCAGAUGAUGAGCAUCCACAAGAAGAGGAGCAAUCAUUUCUUGAUCUUUCAACCGAAAACCGAGAUUGUUGCAUAUUGGAGGUUGAAGACUCUGAAGAUAAAGAAAUAAUGGAACUUCUCCGCGAGCCUCCUCCGCCUGAUGGUUUUCACGUGAUAAAUACAGAGGUCAUACCGGGAUUAGAUGAAAUGGAAGUUAUAAAAAAUUUACAAAUGUUCACUCAAAUUUGGAGGUCCAAAAUUUAUCCCUCGUACAAUUUCGGAUUGCACAUUUCCAAAUUAUUACAAAGUGUGUAUUUCAAAUUACGGCGAAUGGUUCCGUGCGCACUCUGCAAUUUGAAGUUUCGCAUUGAUCUACCGGAACCCGACGAAAUACAACUAACUGUGUUAGGAAUGGCGUUAGAACUUAGGAAAUCGGUAAAACCAAGGAAGAAGAAUAUUCAUACGUCCUUACGGGAAUCAACCCAAAUAACCACAGAAGAAGAUAUGAUGUUUAAUCUGGAAGAAGAUCCUGCCGAUUGUAAUUCCUUAAGCGUUCAACCGGCGAAGAGUAGGACUCGAUCUCCAUUCCGUAGUGCUCCAAUUGCUUCGAACGUGGCGCUUCCUAGGGAAAAACGUAGUAUCGAUAUAACGCAGUUGUCGUACGUACCGGGCGGUAAAAUCGAAAGGUAUUUAGGAAAUUUGAACUUCUUUUUUAUACGCGAAACGACGUCAAUCAGAGAGGAAGGCGGACUCAGCGGAUUUAUUCAUACUUUCGUCACUGAAGUAUUGGCGAUAGUUAGAGCUCAUAUAGCUGCAUUAGGAGGAAAUGCGAUGGUUGCCUACUACAUGACUGAGUGCGAUUUCUCGCAUAGUGUACAUAAAAAUCAGGGACAAUGCCUUAUCAACGUCGGUGGAGACGUGGUUUUUGUUUCUUACUACGCGGAGAAAUAAGUUACAAUCUCGAUGAAUAGAAGCUUAUGUAAUUAUAUACGUCCAGGUAUAGAGGUAUUGCCUUUCAAUUUGUAAUUCGAUCGUAGGUUAUCACCUGUGGCAAUUCAGAGUUACUGUUAAUAAAAGCGUUUAUUGUAAA
Molecule: messenger RNA, 4573 nt
Organism: Photinus pyralis (common eastern firefly)
Lineage: Eukaryota; Metazoa; Arthropoda; Insecta; Coleoptera; Lampyridae
Product: C2 domain-containing protein 5
Exons: 18
Coding region: 196-4434 (1412 amino acids)
Biological process (GO): positive regulation of vesicle fusion; positive regulation of protein targeting to membrane; protein localization to plasma membrane
Cellular component (GO): plasma membrane
Molecular function (GO): calcium ion binding; calcium-dependent phospholipid binding
Source: RefSeq, a predicted model, not a curated record